GGCACUACCGCACUAGCGCUGAGUUGUGCUGAACAGCCGCGCGUGCAAGCGAAUAAACAACGCCGCGACGAGAAGAGAGAAGAGGGCGGGCAUCGGCCAGUGGGGGCUCUGAGGCCGAGGGAGGCGAGGAAAGCGGCGGGUGCCGGGCCGCCCGCGCCGGUGCCGAGCCGCCCGCGCCGGUGCCGAGGCCCUCACCAGUCACCACCCCCUCCCCUCUUCCGUCUGUCCCCCGCUUGCCGCCACCGCCGCUGCCCGCUCGCGAUCCUUCCCCUUUUUAACGCUCCCGCGGCCCCGCGUCGUGCUCCCUUUUGUCGCCGCUGCCUUCGUGCCCGUACUCGCGGGUUCUCCUCGCUCCUCAAUCUCCGCGCCUGGGCGCGGCGUUCGCCGCCGGAUCUGGGCGCGGGACGGUGCCCCGGACGGUCGAUGGCGCGGGCGGCGCUCCGGUUGGGCGACCGCGCGCUCGCGCUCCUCGUCCUCGUGUCAGUGGCUCUGCUUCCACUUGUCAGUUCCGACGAUGGACACAAACACUGCGAGGGUGUUGUCAGGGGCUGGGCGGAUUCCUCCACGGGGCGCGUGAAGGACGGGGACAAACUGAGCCUCAAGGAUUUGCUCUUCUUCCUCCACAUUCCUAGGACUGGAGGCCGCACCUACUUUCACUGCUUCCUAAAAAAGCUGUAUACAAAUGCGCAGGAAUGCCCGCGUUCUUAUGACAAACUACGGUUCGACCCAAGCCAUCCUGAUUGCAAGCUGGUUGUUAGUCAUGAUGACUAUAGCUUAACUUCCAAGCUGCCAAGGGAGAGAACAUCUGUUGUAACAAUACUAAGGAACCCAGUUGACCGUGUAUUUAGCACAUAUGAGUUUUCAGUUGAAGUUGCAGCUAGAUUCCUUGUUCACCCAAACUUAACUUCUGCAAAGUUAAUGACUACCCGUGUGUUAAAAAAGUCUCGUGCUGUCAGUACUUUGGACAUCUGGCCUUGGAAGUACUUGGUUCCUUGGAUGAGAGAAGAUCUGUUUUCCAGGAGAGAUGCCAGGGGUAUCGACAAAGUUCAUAGUAGUAAGAAGGUUAAUGCAUAUGAUGUGGAGGAUAUGGUUAUGCCGUUACAUCAGUACAUCAAUGAUCCAGUUGCCCAUGAGAUCAUUCAUAAUGGGGCUACCUUUCAGAUUACUGGGUUAACGAACAAUUCAUACUUUGAUGGAGCACAUGAGGUUCGACAUUGUGCCAGAAAGCAUCCAGAUCUUGGUCGUAUUGUGCUUGAAGUUGCUAAGAAUAGGCUGGACCAGAUGCUGUAUGUAGGACUUACAGAGGAUCAUGAAGAGUCAGCGAGGUUGUUUGCUCAUAUGGUAGGAGCACAGGUGCUUUUACAAUCUGGGACAUUGAGUUUGGAUCUCAAGGAAGAUCUGCACAGUGAGACUGACUCACACCCAUCCAUGGUGGAGCCCGGGGAUGAAGAAGCAAGCGAACAUCUGAAUAACACACAUGGUUGGCAAAAUAAUGAAGCCCUGAACUCUACCAGCGACGAACAAGGAAAAGGAAAUAUGACUGUGGGUAAACUGAUGGAAGCUUAUGAAACUUGCAUCGCUAAACUGCGGAAGUCCCAAUCUAGCCGUCGUAAAAUAUCACUAAAGAAAGUGGAGGAAGCAAACUUCUCAAAAGAGUUCUGUUUGCAGGCACGGAAGCUGGUCCCCGAGGCAAUUUUGAAACAAAUUAUCUCGCUGAACAGCCUUGACAUGGAACUUUAUGACCAUGCUAAGAAAAUCUUUACCCAGGAACAUCUGAUGCUGAAAGCUCAGCAAUCCAUGGCGGGGCAGCACAGACAGUUGGCGGAACAAGAGGAUCCCAGUGAUGUCCAGAGCGCGUCCCAUGGCUAACCAUACUAACUGUUGAAGUACAAUUUAGAUAAACGAAGAACUGUACUCAUUGCCAUUGCCAGGGAGGAGGAAGGAAACACGAUAGGAUAUGAGACGAACCGUUCUCGUACUGCGGUGGAACUGUGGAAAUGAAGAACUGUACUCAUUGCCAGUAGCAAGCCUCAUGUCAUGUGCUUUGCGUUGUCUCUUUCAGGAGGGCUGGAUCGGCACGAUGUGCAGCGACGGGACUUGCUCUCCCUGGGUGGUGGUCUUGCUGGGUCUAGGGAUCACCACGAUCCUAGUUUUGGCCACAUUAGCUGUAACGACGAGAAAAAGAACGUCUAAACUUAAGGUUUAACCAGAACUUUUCAUGAGACAGGUCUCUAGAUUUUGGUGUA
Molecule: messenger RNA, 2246 nt
Organism: Zea mays
Lineage: Eukaryota; Viridiplantae; Streptophyta; Magnoliopsida; Poales; Poaceae
Product: Protein-tyrosine sulfotransferase
Exons: 12
Coding region: 424-1869 (481 amino acids)
Cellular component (GO): membrane
Molecular function (GO): heparan sulfate 6-sulfotransferase activity
Source: RefSeq, a predicted model, not a curated record